Molecule: messenger RNA, 1783 nt
Organism: Phlebotomus papatasi
Lineage: Eukaryota; Metazoa; Arthropoda; Insecta; Diptera; Psychodidae
Gene: Tango10
Product: BTB/POZ domain-containing protein 17
Exons: 3
Coding region: 126-1619 (497 amino acids)
Molecular function (GO): protein binding
Source: RefSeq, a predicted model, not a curated record
CCAUUGGCGCUGGCGUCGACUGGUCGUGAAGUGUCAAAAUUGUGGCGAAGGGGUUGUUUUGGAAAAACAAAAUUCUCAGUUCUUGGGCGUUUUUUGGGGACAUAAAAUGAGCAGAGGACAAUGAGAUGGAUGACAGUGUCUUAGAUACAUCCAGUCAGGAUUCCAGUGUGGUGGAGAUGAACAAUUCACUGAGUGUCCUCCACAAAAUCGCCAAUCUCUAUGCUGAGCAGCUGAUGUCGGAUAUCUGCCUGGUGGUCGGGAAUAACCGAUAUCCUGCCCACAGAGUCAUCCUCUGUGCCAGCAGUGAGGUGUUUCAGGUUAUGUUGAUGAAUGCAGAAUGGAAUGAAUCCAGGGAGAGUGUGAUUGAACUGAAGGAGGAUCCCUGCUGUUCCAUGGUUUUUCCCCAAUUUCUCAAGUACCUCUAUGUCGGACAGAUCCGAAUAUCCCUGCAGACGGUGAUGCCAAUGCUGGCACUCGCUGACAAAUACAACAUCAAGGAUCUUGUCCAACUCUGUGUGGAUUACAUGCUGAAGCACAUUGCCAAGGCAGCAACACAGGGUUAUCUAGUCUCAUGGCUGCAGUACACCAUCUCCUUCAGUCCCUACCAUCAGGAAGUCACAGAUGCCUGUCAGCGCUUCAUGAAGUGGAAUCUGGAAAUUGUUGCAGACUCCAAAGAUUUUGUCGAUCUCGAUGUCAACAUCCUGAUUGUCCUGCUGCAGCAGAAUGACCUGGUGCUGCGGAGUGAAUUUGAGCUGUUUACAUAUCUCGAGAAAUGGAUUAUGUUCCGGAAGCAACAAAUUGAAACGGAAGCCAAUGGUUCGCCGGAGGAGCUCAAUCAUCAAAUCCAGCAACUUCUCGAAUCCACAGUCAUUCACAUUCGUUUCGCCAUGAUGACGCCCCAUGAGCUGGCCAAUCUCCUGCUCAGGCCCAUCGUCAGCCUCAAUAAGGCCUUCUUCGUUGACCUCAUUGCCAUUGGGAUGUCCUAUCAUUCGGGGCAGGAGGAGCGAGUGGCUGAAAUCCGACAGUCCGAAUGUGGACAGUUGCAAUUCACACCGCGACUGUACACUACGGACGUCUGGGGCCUUAGCAUGAGCAUAAUGAAGUUCGAGAAGAUCGAGGACUUCCAGAACAUUGCUGCACUGUUCUUCUCCAAGAGCAAUCUGUCCGAGUAUCAGGAGGAUCAGACAGUGACGUGGGAACUGGACUUCUUCCCGCGCGGGAUUCGAUUCAAUCGAGCCAAGUUGAUCAAUGUGUACAAUAUCAGUGUCCAGGGCGUGGAUAUUCCCGAGGCCAUCCUCAAGACCGUUCGACUCAGAGUCACCUGCAAGGAUGAACAUCUCGAGGGGGAGCAGCGCUUCAAGAUUGGAGUGCUCAUCACUGGUGUCCAGAACCAAAUCACACACAUUCGCACAGUCCACGAGAGGAUCCAUUACUUCUCGUGGACGAACCGUGUGCUCAACAUUGACAAUUUACUGCCAUAUGAGGAGCUGGAAUUGUGCUCGAUCAAGUUGAGUCCACAUCUCACCGGAGAUGACCGGGACACCCUCACGAUUCAGGUGAUUAUCGCCCCGAUGGGCCCCUAUGUGUGUCACGAGACGCCCGCCUUCGACUUCAAGUGAGUCUCCUCUUCAGCCGCCACAAGAUUUCCCUCCCUGGCUGGAGAGAAGUCGCCCACAAGAUGUGAAUCGUUGUUGAUAAUGUUUUAUAGACAUCCAUUUGUGUAAAUAAUGAUAAUGGACAAAUGAAGGAGAGAUUCUUUAAAAAAAAAAAAAAAACUUGAGGG